AUGGAGCUCGCCUCGGCCGUGGUCAUAGUCGUGACCAUAUUGUGCGUGGCGCUGGAGGUUCAGUACCACGGUUUUCAAAUUGGCUUGGACCUCGGUUAUCGUUGGUAUAGCAUGACCCCCCAGGAGAGGUGGCCUUUCGCGGAGACCUUGUUCUUGGUCAUGGAUUAUGCCUGUGGGGGCGCGCUCACUAUCGAGCUGUUGCUGAAAGGGAUUGCCCUUCGUAGCGAUGUGUUUCAAGAUUGUUGGAACUUCAUGGACCUCAUCGUCACGUGUUGUUGGUAUAUUGAGGUCAUUGGCGAGACCAUCGUACCAAUAGACCCGUCGAUGCUUCGCAUGGGGCGACUAGUGCGGCUUUUCCGCCUGCUCAAGCUGGCGAAGCAGAUCCAAGGCUUCGACUCGUUGUACCUGAUGACUACUGCAAUUCGUGGCAGUGCUGCGUCGCUUGCGUGGUCUUGCUGCUUACUUAGUUUAUUCCAGGUCGCUGUUGCGCUCGCUGUCAAUUGGGUUUUGACCACCUGGUAUCUCGAGAAUGAUUCCUACCCCGAGGAGGACCGCCUGCAGGUGUUCGAGUAUUGGGGCUCGUUUUCCAGGGCGUUUCUGACCACCUUCGAGAUUACCUUGGCAGACUUUCCCGAACCCUGCAGGAUGCUGUCCGAAAAUGUCAGUGAGUGGUUUGUGGUCUUCUUUCUUACGCACAAGCUCACCAUCGGUUUCGCCGUGAUCGGUGUGAUCAAUGGCGUCUUUAUACAAAACGUUCAAGGUCGCCACAACGGACGAUUUGCUCAUGAUCAGGCAACGUGA
Molecule: messenger RNA, 801 nt
Organism: Prorocentrum cordatum
Lineage: Eukaryota; Dinophyceae; Prorocentrales; Prorocentraceae
Source: the annotation of a GenBank genome assembly